Punica granatum (pomegranate) is the source of this 789-nucleotide messenger RNA. Lineage: Eukaryota; Viridiplantae; Streptophyta; Magnoliopsida; Myrtales; Lythraceae. The record is from RefSeq and is a predicted model, not a curated record.
AACUGCAAGGGGCAAAAUGAAAUUAGCCCAAAAAACAAAUAUGUUGAAGUACAAACCUCGCAAAACCCUUGAAUCCCUCCCGCAGUCUUGAGUUCAACCUCACCAUCGUCGCCGUCGUCUCCUCGGCCUCGUCCUCCAUCUCAGAUCCUCUGCAAGGACUGAACAACUUGGCAUCUGAAAAUGGGUCGUGUUCGCACCAAAACUGUGAAGAAGUCCUCUCGCCAGGUCAUUGAGAGGUACUACUCCAAGAUGACCCUUGACUUUCACACCAACAAGAAGAUCCUUGAGGAGGUAGCCAUCAUUCCCUCGAAGCGUCUCCGGAACAAGAUUGCUGGCUUCUCAACCCACCUCAUGAAGAGGAUUCAGAAGGGCCCAGUCCGCGGGAUCUCCCUGAAGCUUCAGGAGGAGGAGCGUGAGCGUAGGAUGGACUUUGUCCCGGAUGAAUCUGCCAUCAAGACAGACGAGAUCAAGGUUGACAAGGAGACCCUCGAGAUGCUUGCUGCCCUUGGCAUGAAGGAUGCUAUUCCUGGGCUGCUUGAGGUCGAGCCACAGGCCGCACCAGCUCCAACUUUUGGGCGCAGGAACUUUAGGUACUGAGCCAGAUGCUUUUGCUCUCACAGUGCAAGGACUUUAGCUGCUAUCGAAGAACCUUUGUUUUCUUCCAGGUGCUCUUUUUUACGUCUAUAUCUAUGGAUGACAUGUAGACUGAUGUUUUAGAUUAUGGUUUAUCGGAGUUUGUUUACAUUGGAUUCUAUUGAUUCAAUGAAUCGUCAUAUGUUUUCCCUUCUA